AAAAUCACAUGAAAUAUUAUUGAAAAGUUGUUGAUCUGUACACCUUGAAGGAUUGAUUUUAUUUUUCUUGAAGAGAUGUCGGAAGAAUUAGGAAUAUCAUCAUAUGACUGUGACAUCUGCAAAGAGUCAUUCUUAGAAGAAAGUAAAUUCAAUCAACACAAACAAAUCCAUGCAGGGGAACAACAAUAUCUCUGUGAUAUCUGUGGUAAAUCAUUCUUAAAUGGCAGUCACUUAACUCGGCACAAACGUAUUCAUACAGGAGAGAAACCAUAUCACUGCGAUAUCUGUGGUAAAUCUUUCCCUGAAAACUGUAACUUAACUAAACACAAGCGUAUUCAUACAGGAGAGAAACCAUUUCCUUGUGAUAUAUGUGGUAAAUCUUUCCCUGAAAACAGUGGCUUGACUAAACACAGGCGUAUUCAAACAGGGGAGAAGCCAUAUUCCUGUGAUAUCUGUUGUAAAUCAUUCUCUAAUGACAGUCACUUAACUCAACACAUACGUACUCAUACAGGAGAAAGACCUUAUCCCUGCGAUAUCUGUAGUAAAUCAUUUUCUGAUGACAGCAGCUUAACUAAACAUAAGCGUAUUCAUACAGGAGAGAAACCAUAUCACUGUGACAUUUGUGGUAAAUCUUUCACUGAAAACAGUGGCUUAACCAAACACAAACGGAUUCAUACAGGGGAGAAGCCAUAUCACUGUAGUAUCUGUGGUAAAUCUUUCUCUCACGACAGUCACUUAAUUCGACACAUACGUAUUCACACAGGAGAGAAGCCUUAUCCCUGUGAUAUCUGUAGUAAAUCAUUUUCUGAUGACAGUAGCUUAAUUAAGCACAAACGUAUCCAUACAGGGGAGAAACCAUAUCGAUGUGAUUUAUGUGAUAUUUCAUCGCAUUUGUGGUUACGCUUUCCGGAUCGCCGUUAUUUCCUAUAUUUCUUAAUUCACUUAAUUCGACACAUACGUAUUCAUACAGGGGUGAAGCGUUUUCCCUGUGAUAUCUGUGUUUUGGAUAUUGGAUAA
Octopus sinensis (East Asian common octopus) is the source of this 1017-nucleotide messenger RNA. RefSeq names its product zinc finger protein 239-like. The transcript has 4 exons. Gene Ontology annotation, molecular function: DNA-binding transcription factor activity, RNA polymerase II-specific; RNA polymerase II cis-regulatory region sequence-specific DNA binding. Bases 76 to 1017 code for a protein of 313 amino acids. Gene Ontology annotation, biological process: regulation of transcription by RNA polymerase II. The record is from RefSeq and is a predicted model, not a curated record. Lineage: Eukaryota; Metazoa; Mollusca; Cephalopoda; Octopoda; Octopodidae.